Molecule: messenger RNA, 1416 nt
Organism: Paracoccidioides brasiliensis Pb18
Exons: 3
Coding region: 1-1416 (471 amino acids)
Source: RefSeq, a predicted model, not a curated record
AUGAAGUUUGCGCAUGACUAUACCCAGAGCCUUAGGGCUGAGGAAUAUCCUUCCCAAUGGGUUCAGUCCGCGAUCUCCUAUAGACAGCUUAAAAAGUGCAUCAAAAAGGUGCGCAAGGAGCUGUUGUCCCUCGGACUUCAUCCCGAAAUCCUGAAUCUUCUAUGGCGUCAGAGUCAGGACCAACUCUCGGAUUCCGUGGACGCUGAUGUGGGUGAGGACAAUCGUUCGUCUGGUUUUCAGUAUUCUCUGAGAAAAAAUCCUUCAACGUCAUUUUGGCUGCCGAAGUUGACAUUCGUUAUCGACCCCUCCGAUGGUUCCCCAAUUGAUGCCUUCGUUUCACCAAGGACACUCGAAUUCCUUCAGCAACUGAAUGAACUUCCUCUUCCGAUAACUACAGCUAGUUUAUCUGGACUAAAGGCGGAAUCGGGAUUGGGCAUUAAUGGUGACUGUCGAAACCUGGUUCCUGUCGGAGAAUCACGCCCUGUCACUGGAAAUUCCCUCAUGCCCCAUGAUAACAUCGAAACUACACUCCUUGUUGAAAUACCCCUCUCUUCUGAUUCCGAAUUUUUCCAGAUUCUGAACAGGGAGCUCUCUGGUUUGAACGAUCUCCAAGAAAAAGAGCAAAUCGCGCUUAACGCGCGGGUCCAAGAAUUGCAUAAUGAGAUUGUCAAGGUGACAAAACCUCAAUUCAAGAAGUCACACUCUGCUUUAUAUACAUGGCGGGAAAUAUUCAGAGUGUAUAUAGAUAUGCAGGUGUUUUUCUGCACUGAUGAACAGGGUUCUGGCCAGAGAGAUGCUCAAACCGCAAGCCAGCAGUUGGAAAAAUUCCAAGCAACAUUAAAACAAGACCGGCGGACCAAAAAGCUUGGAAAGGAGGGGCGUGUUGCGCUUGAGACGUUCUUGUGGAUCAACAGUGUGCUGUUGCAGAACCUAAAAUUCCAGGAGAUCAAUCGCAUUGCCGUUACCAAGAUCUUGAAGAAAUUUGACAAGCGCACGGCUCUCCGUGCUCGCACCGUGUUCCCGCAGCUCAUGGCAACUGAAACAUUUUUGGCAGGAACCAUGGCCAAAGCUGUCUGUUAUACUAUAUCGGAAGAGGUUCUCACUGUCAUACCACAACUGGACGAUUACUUGUGCCCCAUAUGCCUUGACGUUUCUUUUAAACCGGUUCGACUGCGGUGUAACCAUGUUUUCUGCAUACGGUGCUUGGUAGUUAUGCAAAGGGACAAACAAAACCAAUGUGCUCUCUGUCGACAGGGUGUCGUAAUGGAAGCAACGGGAGCAAAUCUGGACAUGGAUCUCCUUGCAUUCCUUGCCUCAUCUUUUCCCAAGGAAACAAAAGCGAAACAAAAGGAAAACGAGAGGGCAGCGACUAUUGAUCUUUACGGCGAUUCUUAUGAUACCUGUUCUGUGAUGUAG